Molecule: messenger RNA, 935 nt
Organism: Anopheles darlingi
Lineage: Eukaryota; Metazoa; Arthropoda; Insecta; Diptera; Culicidae
Product: dynein light chain Tctex-type protein 2-like
Exons: 2
Coding region: 391-924 (177 amino acids)
Biological process (GO): microtubule-based movement
Cellular component (GO): cytoplasmic dynein complex; cytoplasm
Molecular function (GO): dynein intermediate chain binding
Source: RefSeq, a predicted model, not a curated record
GGUGUUGAAAACAUAGUUUCACAUUGAGUUAAUUCGUGCACCAUCUCGGGACAAUGUACGAGUGUUCGAGGGAAAAUACGAAAACUCAGACAUUAGCGCCAACGCGUCCUUGAGCGUCUCGCUUCUUCAUACACGUCAUGCAAAACUUUCGAUAAUCGACACCUGCCUGUCAGGACGAUAAUUACGAUUUUUAUUUUAUCGAUAGCUUUCCGAAAAAGGUGCUGCUUGUGGCUAUAGCAGCACUAUCGGCAACCGAAAUCGGAAGUGCAUGUGCAGUCGCAGUGCAUUCGCGAGUUCGUUCGGGCAAGUACACGCUCUUCUGCAAACAAACGGUUGUAAAUCGCAGGCAACGUUGGUAUCGCAUUGGAAGUACAUUGAGUGCGGUUCAAAAUGGCUAACUGGGGUGGCAUGAAAAUGGGAGGCAAACAAGCACCGGCCAACAACAAGCAGACAACGGUGCGAUUUUCCGAUACGCUGACGGCAGCACUAGCCAACCGGAAAAACAAAUACAAGGACGUAUCGAAAGAUCUAAACAAUCGCAUCAAUCGCGAAGAGCUGGAGGGAGAGAUCUUUGUGCCGAAUUAUAGUAUCGCGAAAAUUAAGGCCAUGAUCGUGCGCGUCGUCAAGCAGCAGUUUAUCAUUCGCAAUGAGGACGGCGAUGUGUUACCGUGGAAGUACGAUCCAGAGAAAAACCUAGAAAUGAGUCAAUCGAUCGCGAAGGCGGUCAAGGAUCGGUUACGCAACUUAAAUCUACCGCGCUAUCGCUUUGUCUGUCUCUGCUCGGUCGUGGAAAAACAACUGCAAGGUGUGCACUACAAGAUGAAGUACAUUCUGGACCCGUAUAUGGAUAACUACGUAGAGUGUGUGCACGAUGCGGCUAUCUUUUGGAUUAUUACGACCGUAUUUCUAGUGCACAAGGAUUAGUGCGCUUUCGA